Molecule: messenger RNA, 1717 nt
Organism: Setaria italica (foxtail millet)
Lineage: Eukaryota; Viridiplantae; Streptophyta; Magnoliopsida; Poales; Poaceae
Product: pentatricopeptide repeat-containing protein At1g33350
Exons: 2
Coding region: 98-1432 (444 amino acids)
Biological process (GO): RNA modification
Molecular function (GO): protein binding; RNA binding
Source: RefSeq, a predicted model, not a curated record
GCCCUCCCGCGCUCUCUCUCGGCCGCCCUGAUUCCAAUCCAAACCCGCCGCGUCGCCGCCGGCGCCGGCGCCGGCUCGCACCCCUGCUCCCUGCCCCAUGUUCCUUUUUACUACUCACCGUCACACCACCCGCGAGCUCCUCAACGCCCUCCGCGGGGGUGGGGCCGCCUGCCCGUCCUCGGCACUCCACCUCUACUCCCAAUUCCGCCUCCGGCUCCGCCCCUCGGACCCAUCCCACCUCGCCCGGCGCGCCGCCGUGGUCACCCUUAGGCCGCUCACGGCCGCCUCCUCCCUCCCGCUCAUCUCCCACUUCCACGGCCACCUACUCAGGUCCAACCUCCUCGCCUACCCCCAAAUCGCCUCUUCGCUCCUCCGCUCCUACUCGCUCCUCUCCCCGCCAUCCGCCCACCAGCUGUUCGAUCAAAUACCCCCCGCCACCCGCAACACCUACGUCCUCAACGUCAUGCUGUCGUCGCUGUGCCGCUCCUCCGACCUCGAUUCCGCGCGCGCAUUCUUCGAUGACAUCCCCGACAAGGACAUCGUGUGUUGGUCCACCAUGCUCGCUUGCUAUUUCUCACGUGGUCGCCUCGCUGACGGGUUUGCCUUCUUCCGUUCGGUGACAUUCACUACCGACAUUGCUGUGGAUGAUGUCAUGCUCGCCACCCUCCUCACAGCCUGCACUUCAGCUGGCUUGCUGCCGCCGUUCUGCAGGGCCAUUCACGGUUAUGCUAUACGCUGCGCCAUCCCUCCUAGUAUGCACCUUGGGACGGCGCUCAUUGAUGGCUACACCAAGGCCGGCCGCCUUGACUAUGCUUCCCGUGUGUUUGCUCUCGUGCCUCAUAGGAAUGUUAUACACUGGACAGCUAUGAUCUGUGGUAUGGCUUCGCAUCUGUGCAAUAACGAGGCUGUUCAGCUGUUUGAGGAAAUGUGUCAAAGAAGAGUGCAACCAAAUGAGAUGACAUUCACAGCCGCGCUCAGGGCAUGUGUGAAUGCUGGGCUGGUGGAGAAAGGUAGGGAUUUCUUUAAGCUUAUGGUUGACAGAUAUUGCCUUGAGCCAAACAUACAUCACUACGGGUGCAUGGUUGAUCUCUAUGCCAAGGCAGGGCUGUUGGAGGAUGCUUAUGAGGUUAUAAAAAACAUGAAAGUGGAACCAAAUGUCAUCAUCUGGACAUCACUGCUGACGGCAUGCAAGGAGUUCAAGAAUUUUGAGAUUGCUGUGGAGGGAAUUGAGAAAGCAUUGGCCCUGGGGAUAUCUGAUGAAAACACUGGAUUAUAUAUGCUGAUAACAGACCUUUAUGCUAUGGGUGGACGGUGGGAUGGUGUGAUAAAGAUUAGGAGGUUGAUGCAGGAGCAUAAUGUGUGGAAGAACAGAGGCUUGAGCUCUAUUAAGGUGGACGAACCCCAGGGUUUGUCAUCUGCUGCACCCAGUUGAUUCUUAACUUGGUUUCAUACCUUUCAAUUUUUUUGCGGAAUGGUGAAGAGUGGACUCUUUGAUUUGUCUUGUGGGGGAGGUAUUCAGACUCAAAUCUUUUUGACUAUAUUGAGAUAGUUGAUUGUACUUGGUAUGGUCUAGUGGGCUGACACAUUGGAAGAAGGAACUAUGUUAUAUAGAUGAUCCGUGUGCAUACGAAACACGCUCAAUAAUUUAUCUAAGCAGGCCAAGCUCAUUGUUGAAUUCCUUGGCUUUUGGAUGACUUUGUAUGCAUUUCUGCAGUCA